Messenger RNA from Phacochoerus africanus (Common warthog), 2297 nucleotides. RefSeq names its product cyclin G1 (gene CCNG1). The record is from RefSeq and is a predicted model, not a curated record. Bases 227 to 1162 code for a protein of 311 amino acids. The transcript is spliced from 8 exons. Gene Ontology annotation, biological process: mitotic cell cycle phase transition; regulation of cyclin-dependent protein serine/threonine kinase activity. Gene Ontology annotation, cellular component: cyclin-dependent protein kinase holoenzyme complex; cytoplasm; nucleus. Gene Ontology annotation, molecular function: cyclin-dependent protein serine/threonine kinase regulator activity. Lineage: Eukaryota; Metazoa; Chordata; Mammalia; Artiodactyla; Suidae.
GGGCGGUCGCGGGCCCUUCGGCUCCGAGCUGACCCUGCGAAGGGCAGUGUUGGCUCCGCAGCGCUGCGGAGACCUCCACCCAGGACGGUUUCCCCUCCCCGGGCCUCUCCACUCUUGCCCGCGAUUCUCCUCGCCUCGUAGACUUCUCGAAUCUAAUAUCGUGGGGUGAGGUGAGAGCAGGCCCGGGGAGGGUGGUUACCGCUGAGGAGCUGCAGUCGCGAUCAAGAUGAUAGAAGUACCAACAACAACUGACUCUCAGAAACUGCUACACCAGCUGAAUGCCCUGUUGGAACAGGAGUCGAGAUGUCAGCCAAAGGUCUGCGGCUUGAGACUAAUUGAGUCUGCACACGAUAAUGGUCUUAGGAUGACUGCAAGACUGAGGGACUUUGAAGUAAAAGAUCUUCUUAGUUUAACUCAGUUCUUUGGCUUUGACACCGAGACAUUUUCUCUAGCUGUGAAUUUACUGGACAGAUUCCUGUCCAAAAUGAAGGUACAGCCCAAGCACCUUGGGUGUGUUGGACUGAGCUGCUUCUAUUUGGCUGUAAAAUCAUUAGAGGAGGAAAGGAAUGUCCCAUUGGCAACUGAUUUGAUCCGAAUAAGCCAGUAUAGAUUCACGGUUUCAGACUUGAUGAGAAUGGAAAAGAUUGUGUUGGAGAAGGUGUGUUGGAAAGUCAAAGCUACUACUGCCUUUCAAUUUCUACAACUCUAUUAUUCACUCCUUCAAGAGAGCUUGCCAUAUGAAAGGAGGAACAGCCUUAAUUUUGAAAGAUUGGAAGCUCAACUUAAGGCAUGCUACUGCAGGAUCAUAUUUUCUAAAGCAAAGCCGUCUGUGUUGGCAUUGUCUAUCAUUGCAUUGGAGAUCCAAGCACUGAAGUGUGUAGAGUUAGCAGAAGGAGCAGAAUGUCUUCAGAAACAUUCCAAGAUAAAUGGCAGAGAUUUGACUUUCUGGCAAGAGCUCGUAUCCAAGUGUUUAACUGAAUAUUCAUCAAACAAGUGUUCCAAACCAAAUGUUCAGAAGUUGAAAUGGAUUGUUUCUGGGCGUACUGCCCUGAAAUGGUCCCUUAAUUGGAUUAAUACAGCAACAACAAAACUCUUCUUUGAAGCCUUUCUCCACAAUCCUGAGCUGUGGAUUUCAUCAUGUUGUAAUGGAUUUAAGCUGUGAAGCCUCAAAACAUCACAACUAGAUUAACAUUGGUGUUUUCAGAUUUGGGGAAAUUGCCUAAUUAACAUUACCCUAUAGUGGAAUUAUCCACAUUUGAAUUCACCUGUGAAGCAUUCAAAUCAAAGCUAACAGCAUAAAUGUGAAAAGCUAAUGACAAACGUGGGAAGUUAAACUGUGAAUCGUCAUUUCUAACAUUGAUCCAACUUUCUACAUUGGGUCAUUAUAUUGUAUUUAGGUGGUGUUAAAAAUGGUAACCUACUUAAUUUAAAAUUUAAAUAAUGAGGUUUACAUCAAAACCAACAUUUCAUAAAUGCACUUUUAAGGCAUAACAAGGGUCAUUAUUCUAGGCAGUGAAAAUAGUUUCUUGGCACCUGUAAUGCAAAUAACAGAUAAUCCAGAGAUGUGGACUUUAUUGCUACAUGAGAAUUACAUUUAAAUUUCAGGGCAUUUCACAUAAAGCAAACUACAUACCUAGUAAUUUUGGCAUAUUUAAUCUUCUAGAAAACAGGUGAUGUUUGUACCCAUGAUUAAAAAAUUUUAUAUAAAAUUUACUGCCUCAAUGCAGUCCCAUCAAGAAAAUUAUUAUAGUAGUAACUCAAAAUAACAUCACUCUGAAAACUUUCUGAAAAAUUUACACUCCAGAAGUUUUUACUAGGGACUGUUUUUAUAAAACCAUCAUUGCUUCUAAUUUAGAAUUUUGCUUAGAAAGAAGCAAAAUACACUUUCACUAAUUACCCCUACUGUGCCAAAAAAGUGUUAAGUAGACAGCUUCAUAAUUAUAAGGUUGCUGAAGUAGUAUUCAGGACGUCGGUGAAUCUAAGGAGAUGUGCAGUGUUAAAGUUCUAUAAACAGUUCUUCAGUGCAAUGUAUGGCCUGCAUAUAUCCAGGAUGGCUGUACCCAACUUGGGCAUAUUAUACGUAGAUAUGCAUUGGAAAAUAAACCAAAGAGCCACAGUAUAUCUUAUGCUUUUGUAAACCAUGUUUUAUGGAUAACUUUCCAGUUUGCUCAAAAGAUUGAUAAAUUUCAAUAUUUUGAAUACAUCAGUGUUAAUUUUGAGUUGACAGAGGUAACAUAACCAACUACCAUUAUGUUUUGGUACUAAGGGAUACCUUUCAAUAAAGUUACUGAAAUGCA